AUGGGUUGCACUCACAGAAGAAGCUCAUCUGUCAUCCCUCGGAACUCGUCUUUCUCUCAGAGUACGGCUGCUUCUCGUGCGCGAAGCGUACUCGGCGAUAACGUUCCGCCUGGUCCCAAAUUGGUUAACCGACCUGCACCUGUCACCAAAGCCGAGCGCCGAGUCAGCAUGCCCGCCCCCAGUGUGUCCCAAACGAGAUACGGCGUUCCGCACAAUCCGCUUGUACCGUCGCCCCGAAUGAAGGAAGUUCACCCGAUAGCGCUCUCGACCCGACGCCAUUCUUUGGCCGUUCCACAAGCUCGCGUCAUUCAUGCUCAAGCCUUGCAUACGAAGGAGAACUUGGCGCUUGGUCGACCUCUCCGCGAUUACAGCAACUUACCCACCAGGCGGGAUCGCGCUCUCAGUUUCUUCCGAGACGAACCCGACAGGAGGCGAGCAUUCCUGGACAGCAUCGACCCCGAGAUAUACUACGAUGAAGUCGCGUCGCCAACCAGCAAGCUCGCAAGCGCUGGCACUUUCGUUGCUCUCGCUCGUAUACACCGGCGAUCUACUCCCAAUGCACUCGACAUGACGCGUGAACGUUCGCGUUCUAAUAGCAAGACCUCUUCAUCUGCCGGAGUUACUGAGCCACCUGCACCACGCCUACCCAGAACCCCGCCCAGACAAAGGCUCCCGACUAUGCGCUCGUCCACUCCACCGCCGCCGGAAUCUAGCUCUAUCCUCGUCACCUCGCGAGCCCGGUGGCCCGCGCACCCUCCCACCCGCGCUCCUCUGCCACCACCGACCAAAUCGCGUACCAUCAAACCCCCGCCGCCGAUACCGCCGAGAAGCUACCAAGACUUGCCCACCGAUCACCCUGCGAUCCGAACGAUCCCCUACCCCUAUGGCCUUGGGCCUCCUCCGUUCAGUCUGGCGAUUUGA
This is a messenger RNA of Peniophora sp. CBMAI 1063, 921 nucleotides long. Lineage: Eukaryota; Fungi; Basidiomycota; Agaricomycetes; Russulales; Peniophoraceae. The record is from the annotation of a GenBank genome assembly.